Pelodiscus sinensis (Chinese soft-shelled turtle) is the source of this 3174-nucleotide messenger RNA. The record is from RefSeq and is a predicted model, not a curated record. NCBI's taxonomy places the organism in Eukaryota, Metazoa, Chordata, Testudines, Trionychidae.
UGUAAAAUUAACUUUUUUUCUCUCUCUUUUCAGUUAUCUAAUGAGAAUGAAGUAAUCGUAAGAGUAAUUCAAAGACUUUGCGAAAAAAGGAAGAAGAAUGUCCUUGCAUUUGGGUAUGCGUUAUUGGAUGAAAACAGUUCCUAUUUGCAGGUUAUGUCUUCAAAUAUAUGCAGCUAUCUACCUAACACGGCAACAGAAACUCUUCGCAUCAGUGCCCUCUGGGAAACGUUGCUGAGCAGGAUAGGAGAUGAUGUUAUGAUGUAUUUAUUGGAACACUGUGCAAUCUUUAUGCUAGUGCCACCUAGUUGCUGCUAUCAGAUUUGUGGGCAGCCUGUGUAUGAGCUUAUUUCAAGUAAUGCAGUAGCUGCCCCAGUGUUUGUUAAACAAAGGUAUUCAAAAAGUAGGCAUAAUACUUUGUAUGACUAUGUAGAGAAGAAAUUUCAGUUUCAUAAAAGAAGCUUAUCGAAGACAAACAGGUGGAAAUGGAAACAAAGAACAGAAAUGACUCUCUUGAGCACUAAAAGUCCACGGAGUAAUAAAACACCAGGCUUUGUGUCUGAUUCUGAGCAGUCACCCUCAGCUAAGGGAGCUAUUGGGCAAAAUUCUAAAACAAACAGACUGGUCAUUAUGGUCCCUGGACACCUGGAAAAUGAGAGAGGACCUGACCCACAUCCAGUUGCUACAGCCACACCAAAAAGGAAGCUUGAUAGGGAGCAGUUUGAAAUGACAACUAAGAGGAUGAAGAUGAACCUCGGGGAAGAAAAGCUAGAAAGGGAUGCUUGGAGCCUGGGUCCUAAUGUAGAUAAAAAUAAGUCCACUCAAGAUUUCAUUUAUGAUAGACAGUCUCUUUCAUGUGUAGAAUCGUUUUCUGUAAAUAAUUGUAUUGAAAUUAAGUCCAUAUCUCAAGGAAAUGAGGGUGGAGCAGAGACACUUGGUGCACUUUCUUUAGUCCAGGAAGCUCAAGACAGUAAGGAAAAGUCUGUGGCAGAUGAUGAGAAUUUAAAGCUGCAUGUUCAGUGUAAUAAACUUUAUAAGUCUAGCACUGAGACUAAAAGAAAUUCCAGCAGAGAGGGAGCAGAGCUAGACAUCUGUACAUUUCAGGUUGGUUCUGUACAAAUGAAAAAAACGAAAGACACGUUUUUAAAAUAUAGAGGAAUUAAGUGCCCUUCAGAUAAUAUAGUUAAGCUGUCCAAUAAAAUGUCACGUUCCAGAGUAUACAUUGGGAGGAAAUGUCUCUUGUAUUCUUCCAGGAGCUUUCAAGAAUGUUUCCCUAAAUCAUUUUUAUUGAAUCGCUUAAAGGGCUGCAAAGCAGGAGGACAACGACUUGUAGAAACAAUAUUCUUAAACAGCAAAAUGUUGGCAGAAAAAUUCAAUAAAAAUCAACUGAAUUACACUUGGAAAAAGAAAAGAUUGCCCAAACGUUACUGGCAGAUGAGAGAUGUAUUUCAAAAAUUGUUAAAGAAUCAUGCAAAGUGUCCUUAUUUGGUACUUUUAAAAAAGAAUUGUCCUGUUUUGAUUUCUGAGACAAAUUCAAGCAAAACUGAAACAGCGUGUCAGUCAGCUACAAGUGACAGAACACAGAUUUAUAGGGAAGCAGAAGGUCAAGUUGGGAAAGAGCAUCCUGUAUGUUUGACAAACAAUAGCAGAGAACGUGGUUGCAGUGGUAUUCCAAAUGGAUCGUGUUUGCUUCCAAAAAGAACUUUAGCUCAUUUAAGUAUCUUAAGCAGCCCUGAAAAAUCUGUGUUAGGGCACACAGAAAAUGAAAGACAAAAUGCCAAAGGCCUCUGUGAUCUUGGCAUGAAAGAACUUCUCCGACAGCACAGCAGCCACUGGCAGGUGUAUGUUUUUGUGCGGGAAUGUUUAGACCUGGUGGUACCUGCACAGCUGUGGGGUUCUAGCCAUAACAAAUGCCGCUUUUUUAAAAAUGUGAAAACCUUCAUCUCCUUGGGUAAAUUUGCCAGGUUUUCUUUGCAGGAAUUGAUGUGGAAGAUGAGAGUGAAUGACUGUACAUGGCUUCGUGUGACCAAAGGUGAUCAUUUUGUUCCUGCUUUGGAACACCGUUAUCGUGAGGAAAUUUUGGCCAAGUUUCUAUACUGGCUAAUGGAUACCUAUAUUGUACAGCUGCUCAGGUCAUUUUUCUACAUCACUGAGACUAUGUUCCAGAAGAAGAUGCUUUUCUUCUAUCGAAAACGAAUUUGGAGAAAGUUACAGAACAUCGGAAUUAGAAAUCAUUUUGCUAAAGUGCGUCUUCGUGCAUUAUCUGCAGAGGAGAUUGAAGAAAUACAGCAGAAGAAAUAUGUUCCUAUGGCAUCAAGACUUAGGUUCAUCCCUAAACCAAAUGGAUUGCGACCUAUAGUAAAAGUUGACAGUGUUGUUGGAGCAAAAAUAAUGAGCAGGAAAAGCAGAGACAAGAAGGCUGAUUAUUUCAACACUCAACUUAAAAAUCUAUUUAGUGUUCUGAAUUAUGAACGAACUGAAAACCCCCAUCUCCUGGGAUCCUCAGUGUUUGGGAAAGAUGAUAUAUAUAAAGUAUGGAGAAAGUUUGUUUCUGAGGUUCUUGACUCAAAUGAUGGAAUACCUUGUUUCUACUAUGUGAAGGCUGAUGUGACUGGGGCUUAUGAUGCUAUUCCUCAUGAUAAACUUGUGGAUGUCAUUUCACAAAUCCUGGAUCCUGAGAAAAAAACAGUCUAUUUCAUACGGCGCUAUGCAGUGAUCAAGAUUAACAUGAAUGGACAAAUCAGAAAAUACUACAGAAGACAUGUUUCUACUUUCAAGGAUUUUAUAUCCCAUAUGAGACUAUUUGUAUCCCAUCUGCAAGAGAGUACAUUGCUACAAAAUGCCAUAGUGGUUGAACAGAGCCUUUCUUUAAAUGAGACAAGCUCCAGCCUGUUUGAUUUUUUUCUGCAAAUGAUCCAUAACAACAUCUUGGAGAUUGAGGGCAGGUACUACUUACAGUGUUGUGGAAUUCCUCAGGGCUCCAUUUUAUCAACUCUGCUUUGCAGUUUAUGCUAUGGAAACAUGGAAAACAAAUUAUUUUAUGGAAUACAGCAAGAUGGAGUGCUGAUACGGUUAAUUGAUGACUUUUUGCUUGUAACACCUCACUUAAUACAAGCAAAAGCUUUUCUGAGGUAUGUUGUCAAAGACCCAAGUUUAAAAUAAAAAUAAUUAGAACAG